AUGGCGGAUGACAGCCUUCUCGACAAGGUCCACGCCCUGAGCGAUCUUGAGCUGGCCCUGCUCCUCUGUUUAAUUAGUCGCGAACACUGUCUCGUCAGCACACCGUCCGAUGCUAUCGACGACCUAAUACAGGAGCUGCAGCUCGUUGUUACAAAGACGUUUGGUCUCAGCUGGGUCAUAAUCGAUUGCACUCCUUCUACGACAUUGGAAGACUUCGCUUCAGCUCUUCUAUUGGGCAAUCAGGCGUCUCCCUCUAGCCACUCUCCGACAGUAUCGCGCAAUCCCGAUUCAUACUUUACUUCGAGGCCAUCGACAUCGCAUCCACGCACACCUUUAAGUCCCCUUACUCCAGGUGGUGCCUUUUCCUCUCGAAUAGCCAACAUUGUCCUGGCCAAGAAUCUCGAUCGAGCACCUCAAGCAGUCCAGAUUCAGGCCUUGGAGCUCCUUCGUACCCGUCGUAUCUUCACACGAACAUCUGUACAGACUGCUCCGAAGCAGUUCGUCUUCAUCCCCGUAUUAGAAGCUUUGAGCGGAGGCAAGGCUCAUGUGACGGCGCACUUGAACGACUUCUUAUAUAUAGCAUACUGGCACAAUCCUGAAGAUGGGUUUGUUAAUUUGGAGGAGGCCGACGCAGGUAACGAUGCCGAUACUGCAUCAACGGGUAGUGUUGUGAAAAGGGGUCCCGGCGAUGACAAUACAUCGACUCGACCCCUGAUCUUUGAAAGCGAUAUUAGUUACCUUGGCACACUCAGCAAGGAGGCUCAGGUGGAUGUCGAGGUUACUCGCUAUCAGAUGAACAUCAUCUCGUUCCUUCGCAUGCACCGAGCUGCCGCUGGAGGCAUCAGCCCAACCGCUACAAAACACUUUGGUCAGCUCAUGCGAUGCCUCGCUGCUUUGCACCGCCUAGAUUUCGUAACGCCAGCCCUUGUUGGCCUCGCUACCCGCAAGGUUUACUUGCAUCGAAUACAGCUGACUCCCCCUGAAAAGGAGAGGAGUAUGCAAUGGGGUAGCAAGCUAGAGGCAGUAGAAGCACUCUUGGAAGAUAUUGGUUCUGAGGAUGUCAUUGAAGAUGUCUUGGGCAUGGUGACCGCGCCAGUCUGA
This is a messenger RNA of Fusarium sp. VM40, 1101 nucleotides long. The record is from the annotation of a GenBank genome assembly. Lineage: Eukaryota; Fungi; Ascomycota; Sordariomycetes; Hypocreales; Nectriaceae.